CGCCGCAGGUUUCGCACGGAGCGGCUUUUGUGCGUCUGAUGCACCGUGGUCGACGCACCUGCUGAGGGUGGAGUAAACCCGAGCAGCCCGGUACCGCCUGGGUUCCACCGCCACCACCACACCGACCCCUCCUCCACCUCCACCCGCUCCUCCUGCACCUCCUCCCGCUACCACCAGCUCCAUCCCCGCUCCGCUCGGAGGCGCAUCCGUGGAUUACAGCCCGUUGUGGUGUGUUGUGUUCGGCUUCUCUGGAGUUUAGAGCUGGGUCUGAACCCGUCUGCAGGACACUGGAUGUGUUCUGUCCAGUUAAGUGAUGGAGCAGACUCAUCGUGGUCCGUCUCAGACCGACUCUUCUCCCUAAAGGAUAAAAUAUGAAGGAGGACGUUCCAUUUGCACUAUUAGCCAGAGAAGUCGAUCCGACGGGCCCUUCCACUUCCACCAUGACUCCUGAUGACGUCAGAGUGAAAACUGAGUAAAAGGAGCUGCACUCGAACCCAGCGGAGGAGCCCCGCCCCCUGCAGCACCACGGCCCCGCCCACUGCCCCGCCCACUCAGGACCAUGAACUGAUGUGAGCGGCCUUCAGACUGUUAAGCGCUCAGACUGUUCUCCUCCUGCCCUGGCCCUUUACCAAACACACCUAUUUUUCUAGCAGACCUCUGUUUGAAUAUUUGUCUGCAGGUUGUGAAUGAAACUGUGGAUCCCGUUCCCUCGCCUGCACAUUUAAACCUGCAUUCCAGCCUCGUCUCGGAUCAGUCAGUCCUUCCCAGUUAUGGAUGUGGUGGCUUUUUCGCUCAGCCUGCAGGUGUUGCUCAGCACAUGUUUGGCUCUGGACUUUCUGGGGACGCCGGGCCAGUGGGCGCGCUACCUCCGCUGGGACGCCAGCACCAGGGGCGACCUCAGCUUCCAGUUUAAGACGGCGGCCUCGGAGGCGCUGCUGCUCUACUUUGACGACGGAGGCUACUGUGACUUCCUGCAGCUGUCGGUGGCGGAGGGCCGGCUGCAGCUGCGCUUCAGCAUCGACUGCGCGGAGACGGCCGUGGUGUCCGACAGGCGCGUGGACGACAACAGCUGGCACUUCGCCACGCUCAGCAGGUACAACCUGCGCACGGUGCUGGCCCUGGACGGACAGGCCAAGGCCGACGAGGUGCGGCCCCAGAGGCAGCUCAUGAAGGUAGUCAGUGACCUGUUUGUAGGCGGAGUUCCGCAGGACAUCCGCAGUGGCGCGCUCACGCUGCCCACGGUCCGAAACAUGCAGCCCUUCAGGGGCACCAUUACAGAUCUGAAAUACGGAAACACACAGCCCGUGUUCCUGGGAAGUGUCAAAGUUCCGCUGGAGUCUGAAGGAUGGUGCACCGUCAACCCCUGUGAGAACGGAGGCACGUGCUCUGUGGUGGACGGAGAACCCAUCUGCGACUGUUCCAAAACCGAAUACAGAGGCCGCUUCUGCAAUGAAGGUAAACCACGCACCCAGUGGGUCUGCCUCUAA
Sphaeramia orbicularis (orbiculate cardinalfish) is the source of this 1487-nucleotide messenger RNA. RefSeq names its product neurexin-3a-like. The record is from RefSeq and is a predicted model, not a curated record. The coding region runs from base 771 to 1487 and encodes 238 amino acids. Lineage: Eukaryota; Metazoa; Chordata; Actinopteri; Kurtiformes; Apogonidae. The transcript is spliced from 2 exons.